UCUAAAAUAGAGGUCAAUUAUACACUCUGCUCAGAGGAAAAGAGUACAUACCGCCUCCUCUCCUUAGUGACUUGACAACUCUGUUCUGCAAUUCCUACCGUUUCUUCAUCGGGUGCCGUUCGAAGAAUUACCAAGACUGAUGUGCCUCUGUACCUUCCGAGUCAAUGAACAAUAUUGCGACUUUGAACCCUAUACAAGUUGCUUGAAAGUUAUGUUCACGAGGGUUUGUGGUGUUCCAUUUUGGAGUACAUUUUCCUUUAGCUAGUUUGGCUCAUUGGAUGAACCAUGGCAGACAAGAAAAACAAGAAGAAAGCUGAGGAUGCUGCUGGAGCUUCUGAAAGGCCAUCAUCAUCUGAAAAGAAAACUCCAAAAUCCUUGAAACCUGAACGUAAGAUUGAGAAGAGAUCUCCAUCUAGGAACAUUUUCAAGGCCAAAGUAGCCACAGGUGCUCUACAGAUUCAGGGAGUAAAGGGCAAGCAGAAUAGAAGCAGUGAAUCAAACGGCAAAGAAGGAACUAGCAAAGCUGAAAGACACGAGACUAAGAAGCCAAAAAGCAAGGAAAGGAAUAAAGAAAAGAAUUAUGAAAACCACAUGAGAAAGGACCAACCAAAAAAAAACAAAGACGAGUGUCAUGAGUUGGAAAAGAACCUCGAGAACCAAAAGAACAAAGAAAAACUCGGUGGUUUAAUCUUUAUGUGCAGUGCGAAGACGAAACCUGAUUGUUUUCGUUAUCAUGUAAUGGGUGUAUCAACAAGCAAGAAAGAUCUUGUGUUGGGUGUCAAACCUGGGCUUAAGCUUUUUCUUUAUGAUUUUGAUCUCAAGCUUAUGCAUGGAAUCUACAAGGCAUCCUCGUCUGGCGGCAUGAAACUUGAGCCUGAAGCUUUUGAUGGGGCCUUCCCUGUUCAGGUGCGCUUUACUGUUCACAUGGACUGUUAUCCAUUACCUGAGAGCAUCUUCAAAAAGGCAAUCAAGGAUAAUUAUGACAAAACUAACAAGUUCAAGACAGAACUUACUAUGGAACAAGUUAAGAAACUCAUGAAACUUUUCCGACCCACUGAAAUCCAUUCAAAAGCACUGCCUAUCCAUUCUCCACCCAGAGCAAGAGCAAGAGAGCGUGAUAGGGAAGUUUACAGAGGAGAAAGAGAAUCCCAUUCACACAGUAAACCAUUGCUUAGGGAUCCCAACACCAUUGGUUAUGCUAGGAGCUACUCCAGGCUGUCUCAUGAAAGACACCAUCCUAUUGCAUACAGAGAGGCAGCAUCUACUCGAUCAGAGGAAUUUCCUCGUGAUGCAUUUAUGAGUGAAAAGGAGUAUCGAACUUAUGGUCUUCAGGGAGCAAGCACUAGAGGUGAUGCUAGGAGCUACCCUGUGCUGUCUCAUGAAAGGUACCAGCCGAGGGUAGAGGAAUUUCCUCCUGAUUCAUUUAUGAGUGAAAAGGAGUAUCGAACUUAUGGCCUUCAGAGAGCAAGUAGGAAUAUGACUCCUCCAGCUCAUGAACGAGAGCACCUUCUGAGGCAAGAGGCCCCUAUAUACGUGGAUGUUGCUCAUGGACAAGAACAUGUAGGCCGAGAUCCUCCUUUUGUUAAUGAACUGGAGUAUCGGACUCAGGGUCUUCAGGCUAGACGGGAAUUGCCAUUGUCAGUCCUUCCUGCAACUGCAAAUCCUGCUGCUGCUGUAGUUGAAAGAGGGCACCUUUUAAAGAACGCUGCUUCUGUGCAUGGAGAACCUCUUCCUCGUCACACUACUUUUAUAAAUGAAGGAGAGUAUCUUACUUCACAUCUUGGUGCAAGACGCGAAUUGCCAUCUUCAAUCCCUGCUGCAACUGUAACUAUUGCUUCUGCUUACCCAAGAGAUCCAUAUUAUAGCACUUAUUCUAGUGUACCUGUGGAUACAUAUCCACCACCACCAAGAAGAGAGGAAGUCAGGGCGGGAUCUUAUUUUCUUAGUGGCAGGGCAGAGCCCUACUUGGGUGAGACCGAUCAGAUGCGAAUGAGAGAGGCUGAUACCCUGGAGAGGAUAUACUCAACCUAUGCUUCUGAUGCUCCAUUAAAAUAUGAUCAGAUACACCACUACCAGAAGGCCAGGCCUGAACCCGGGAAUGUCCCGGUUUCUUCUCUCUAUUCAUUUGCAGGUCCAUCAUCAUUCCGUCGUUGACCUGAGGUUGCAUCCUUCAUCCCCUUGUUGAAUAUUUUGGCCCUUCGUGUAACUGAAAUUUAGACAGUAUUUAAAGGUUUUGAGCAUUAUUUUACACACUCGUUGUCUGGGCACAGAAUUAAUUGGCAAACAUCAGAGUCAGAGAGGAUGUUUUGGUGCAGCCUAGGCUGAAUGGAGUGGGUAAUCCUGGCUUAAACUUGUUCCUGUGGUUUCCCCGGCCCAUAUACCCAGACCCAACAUGUUAUCUGCCAUCAUUAAAAGGAUGAAGUGCGUAUUUUGGUUGCCGGUAGUUCUCUUUGAGUUUGGAAGCUAAAUGCCAAAUUGCAAAUCAUGGAGCCCCUCAUGAGUUUCACAGAUAGUAAAGCCCACCCCAAGAUGAGUGCUCUCCAAGUCUGUACUCUCUCAUCACAUCCAUGGCUUUGAACUUCCAUUUGUGCCUGUUUUUUUUUUCAUCACACAGAAGCUAUGUUUGAUGGGAUCAAGGAGGGGCUAAAACAUUGUAGCAAUGUUUGAAUUAGCUUCUUGAAAGCCCAGAAUUGUUUAUGACCCUAAAAGUGCUUUUUAUUUGCAUUUGGGUAAUCUGAAUAAUGUUGGUUAUGGUUUUAAAAUUAGCGUCAUAUAGCA
Vitis vinifera (wine grape) is the source of this 2778-nucleotide messenger RNA. RefSeq lists its product as uncharacterized. The record is from RefSeq and is a predicted model, not a curated record. Lineage: Eukaryota; Viridiplantae; Streptophyta; Magnoliopsida; Vitales; Vitaceae. Bases 286 to 2154 code for a protein of 622 amino acids. The transcript is spliced from 5 exons.